Molecule: messenger RNA, 1409 nt
Organism: Catharus ustulatus (Swainson's thrush)
Lineage: Eukaryota; Metazoa; Chordata; Aves; Passeriformes; Turdidae
Gene: CXXC4
Product: CXXC finger protein 4
Exons: 1
Coding region: 168-1373 (401 amino acids)
Cellular component (GO): nucleus
Molecular function (GO): zinc ion binding; methyl-CpG binding
Source: RefSeq, a predicted model, not a curated record
GCAGCUCCCGUGAGGAUGCCGGAGGAACGGCUGCCCGGCCAAGCACCGACCGCAGGGAUGCGUCCGGAGGAGGAUUAAGCGACCCCCCCUCCCCGCCCCGUCCCUCUCCCCCCGGCCCCCAGCCCCCUCGUCCCGUCCCUUCCCGCCGCCCCCCCGCCCCGGCCACCAUGAACACCAACGUGUGCGUGGAGAGUGGCCCCAACCCCGAGGCGCCGGGGCUGCCCAAGGACAGCCACCUGCCCGAGGGGGCCCUCAACAGCCUUGUGGAUUAUAACUCGGAGAUGGAGAGGUACCGCUCCUUCGCCACCUUCUACAAGACCAACGGCGGUGCCUUCCCCCAGGCGGCCAAGAUCGCCCGCAUCACCACCCCCAUCUUCCCCAGCGCGGCGGCCGCCGCCGCCGCCCGCAUCGGCAUGUCCCCCUGGAACUGCGACACCGCCACGGCCGCCGCCGCCACCGCCAUGCUCUGGGGCAGCGGCGGCGGCGGCGGCGCGGCGGGCGGCGCGAGGAAACCCUCCUCCUCCUCCUCCUCCGCGGCCGCCGCCGCCGCCGCCUCCGCGGCCGCCGCCGCCGCCUCCUCGCUGCACGCCGGCAGGGGCGGCAUGCACCACCGGAGUGACUCGCAGCGGCUGGGCAAGCCCAGCUGCCCGCCGGCCGAGCAGCCCGCCCUGCCCAUGGCCAACGGCAACUUCCUCUCCACCCUCGCCCCCGAGCACUGCCGGCCGCUGGCCGGGGAGUGCAUGAACAAGCUCAAGUGCGGCGCCGCCGAAGCCGAGAUCAUGAAUCUCCCCGACCGCGUCGGCACCUUCUCGGCCAUCCCGGCACUGGGCGGCCUCUCCCUGCCCCCCGGGGUCAUCGUCAUGACGGCCCUGCACUCCCCCGCCGCGGCCUCGGCCGCCGUCACAGACAGCGCCUUCCAGAUCGCCAACCUGGCGGACUGCCCGCAGAGCCACGCCUCGGCCUCGCCCGCCUCCGCCCUGGGCGCCGCCGCCGGCGCGGGGGGCGGCGGAGGCGGCGGCGGCGGCGGCGGAGGGGGGGCCGGCGGCACCGGCGGCGGGGCCGGAGCCGGGGCGGGCAACCCCGCCAAGAAGAAGCGGAAACGCUGCGGGGUGUGCGUACCCUGCAAGCGGCUCAUCAACUGUGGAGUCUGCAGCAGUUGCAGGAACCGCAAAACGGGACACCAGAUCUGCAAAUUUAGGAAAUGUGAAGAGCUUAAGAAAAAACCGGGCACUUCGUUAGAGGUCAGAGGAGAUGAUUUCUUUUUCCCCAGCCUCCCGCCGUCCCUCCUCAACCCCCUGCCCCCGCCCCUCCAGUGCUUCUUGUCUAGCUUCAAGAUGCAGCAUCCCUUCUCCGAGGCCUCCUUCAGGCUCUGAGGGAGCCCCGCCGCGGGCGCGGCUCCCCGCGGCGCG